Sphaeroforma arctica JP610 is the source of this 1173-nucleotide messenger RNA. RefSeq lists its product as hypothetical. The record is from RefSeq and is a predicted model, not a curated record. The transcript is spliced from 6 exons. The coding region runs from base 1 to 1173 and encodes 390 amino acids. Lineage: Eukaryota; Ichthyosporea; Ichthyophonida.
AUGCAUGUAUUAAUGAAUAUUGUAGACCAAUUGAAGUUUGAUAAGAGUCAUACGUGUCUGGUAUUUGAUUGCAAGCACACCAAAAAGAUCAUAUUGACAGUGUUUGCAUGGCGAGCGCGUACGGGCCAUCAUCCAGAAGCCUUAGAUUGCCUAUACCAGAUCGAAGCUCAGCCCUGCUCGAAAAGGUCACAGACGGAGCACGGACCUGAGAACGACGGCGGAGUGAACAACGGUCAAAUAUCGGCACCUACGAAGUCAAUGAGUGGCCAAGGAGAGCAAACUAUGCACCUUAAAACACUUGCCCUUCGUACAGCUAUUGCGCUGAAGGCGAGCGAAGUGGAAAGCAGUGCUGCAUAUGAUACAUUGAAGAAGCUCAGCCCGGCCGCAGAAACAGCCGAAGCCGUGUGUGCCGAUCUUCUGUUUAUUCUCGUGGAUGAAUAUAACUUCACAUACGACCAGACCGCUCUUCCAUUGUUCAAACUCUUCGUGAUGGGCGGGGGCUUCGCCAAUACGAACGUUUCUGUGAGUGAUGCGGACGUUCCUCUGCACCUGUCCGAUCCUUUGCUGAGCCGAGAAGUGCUGCUCAUGUCCAUCGUAUAUAGGCUGAAGUGCCUCACAAACAAGUUCAAAUCUAAGUCCAAGGAUCUUCUGGGCGCCUUGGAUUGCGACGACGCCACACCGUCCCCCGGCACUACACCUAACUCCACCACAUGCCCAACAAAUGGCCAAAUGAACGGCAAACCCCGUGUUGUACAUGUGGACUAUCAUGAAGUAAGCACGCACCAACGAGAUGCCAUAACUCCUUCGGAAACUGUGGGUGAAGACAAACUAAGUGGACAUUCCGGACUAGUGAACGCACUCACGGCAAUCGCUGGCCAUACGGUUGAGACGUCAACAGAGGAACCACCAUUGCGAGGAAACCUUGCCGACUGGAAGACCGUGGAACAGCAGCCCCGAUGGUUGGAGAUACAUGUCGCGAAGCACCAGCACAACUAUGUAAUGCGAGCUGUGACCGCACUGCUUGGGUUCGAGAACGUCGAGACGCCUUCGAAACGCAACCAGACAUCGGUGCGGAUUCGAUUGGAUAAUACUGCACCGGAAACCGACAACCCAGUCUUUCUCUACAGCCAAGGACAUCGCGUGGGCGACGGAACAUAUAAGGCGGAUGAGUGA